AUGGCGGAUAUGAACGUGUCGAAGGAGUUUUUCGAAUGCGCAGUCCUGCCUCCGAAUUUAAGAAAGCCACUUCACGUAAUGAACGAGUAUCUUGCGGCCGAGUAUGUCUGCUCGUGGGCUGAACCUCUACUGCAGCGGGGAAGCAAGCUGGUCGACACUGUGUUCCAAUGCUGCGGACUGCCUGCACUAAUUGGGAAAAAAGGAGACUGGGGCCCGUGCGAAAGCAUUCCUUGCACUGUAAAGAGUGCUAUGCGCACCGAAGGUUUUCACUUGCUACUGCAUGCAGACGAACGGCGAACCGGAAACUACAAAUACUGGUUGGAGUGUACUUUCUGCCGAGACAAGCCGAUUUACAACGAAAUUGGCAAUCAUAUGCUCCAGAAGCAUCCGAACGCUACUUACAUCCAGUGUGAAAAAUGUUUUGCUCCUUUGUCUGGGCCUAUCAGCUUGUCAGUUUCCCAUGCUGUCGUCUGUCCGCGUCGACGCUGUCCAUUGGCAUUUCAUAUCGCAGCUGGAGAAGGGCGUGAUCCCUAUGUUCCACUUCGUCAGGAAAUACCGCACUUCCCGUUCCCCGUUUCAAAGAAUAAGCAGCGCUUUGUCGUGGAACGCCCGCAUGGACGCAAUUGGAUUGUGCUCAGCUUGGAGAGGAAGUAA
Paramacrobiotus metropolitanus is the source of this 654-nucleotide messenger RNA. RefSeq lists its product as uncharacterized. Lineage: Eukaryota; Metazoa; Tardigrada; Eutardigrada; Parachela; Macrobiotidae. The transcript is spliced from 4 exons. The record is from RefSeq and is a predicted model, not a curated record. The coding region runs from base 1 to 654 and encodes 217 amino acids.